CCACUGGCAAUGCCUGCUUAACAGUAAUGUAUAAAAAAGGAGCUAAACUGAUGAUUCCUGUUUUUGCUCUCACCUUUUGGAAGAAACAGAAAUAGGACACUGAAGAGCUUUAACAAAGUCCGGCUGCAUCUGUUCAUUAUCUGUGUUUUAACCAGAUUAAUCACCACCGAUCUGACCUUUGCCCUCAUCAGGGAGGUGACAUUUGGAUAAACACAACAGCUGGAUUAAGAUUAGAUUAGAUUACAAAACAUGAAAAUUACAAAAUUAACACUGAGCACAUCUGCCUCCUCCAAAAAAAAUUACAUUAUUUGCACAAAAAUGUUUUGUUGCUUUUGUUAUAUAAACUGAUCAAUAAUCAGACUUAGAAAUACAGCAUUAUGGAGUUGAAUGAGUUCAAAGUGCAGAUGUUGAUCUUUAAUAUGAACAUUAUUUAAAUCUGUUUAUGAAGUGCAGCAUUUUGUGUGUUUGUAACUGUCAGAAUGGUGUUAAAUCACCUCGCGGUCUUCUGACGUCUCCGUUUUUUCUUGCCACAAUGGCAGAUCCUGUAUGGAUCCACAUUAACACUGGAUGUUCUUCCAGAUGUGUGAUGGAGAACGAGCGCACCAGCUGCAUCCUCUGUGCACCAGUGUAGUCAUGCUGCUCAACACCAAAGAGUUAUUUACACCAUUAUGAAGUUAAUUUGACACGUUUGUCAGUUUUUAAUCAACAUUAUUGACUUACAUUCCUGAUGUUUUUCAUGGGAUGGUUUAAAACCCGGAGUUUGUAAGGAAACUGUUUUGACUUUUUUGGCAUCAAAGUUGAUUUUUCUAAAUCUGCCUUAUGAUGUCACAAAGGGUAUUCUCUAUUAGUUACAGAUAUGUGAACAGUGUCUUUUUCUGAAUCUUUUUGUAAAUAAUUUAAAGCAACAAUUUUGUUCAAAAUCUAAAAUCUCCAUGUUUUGCUGAGACUGAAGGGUUUUAGUGGGUGUGCACAGAGUAUGCAACGUUACAUGAGGAAGAUGGUAUUUAAAACUUUAAGCCUCCAGAUGAGCCUCUGUCAGCUUUAGACGACAUCCGCCUGCUUGCGUUUGUGCUCGUUUCGUGCACAUGUGGAUUAUGUCACUUGUCUGACCAGUCGACUCAUGCAGUAGCAAUCAUGUUGACCCGCCUCAGGGCCCGCAGCACAAGUUUGUUCCCAGGGUACAAAACCGGCAGCCAGACCCAAGCUGGCAAAGAGCCGCCUGACGAUGUGGACUUCACCAAGAUGUCAGUGAAGCCCUGGAACUCCAUGCAGGUCAGACAUUUAUCUUUAUAAAAUUUAAAAUUUUUUCCUGUUUACUUCAGGAAAAGAGCUCUUUGUCAAGAAAACUCAACUUCAGUGGAUUUCGCUUGAAUGAUGGAUCUUAUCCAGAUCUGUUUAUCUAUUUAUUCUUGUGCUUUUAGAUUUAACUGCUGAAUUUGACACAAUGGACCAUGAAACCACCAUCUCUCGCUUGGAACAGUGGGUGGGCAUCAGGGGCAUAGUGGUCGAGUUGUUUAUUAGCAGACCAAAGUUUCUGUGUCAGCCUUGGCCACUCUGUAUCCUCCUCUGCUCCUCUCUCAUGUGGGGUCCCGCAAGGCUCAGUUUUAGGCCCUCUCCUUUAUUCCCGCACUUGGUUUUAUAAGUAUGAAGCAGGGUAUUCUUUUCCACUGCUAUGCGGAUGACUGUCAGAUGUAUGUGCCCCUUUAAAAAAAAUGAUGUACACUCUGUUACUUCUUUAUUGAAGUGUCUUGAUGACAUAGAAGCCUGGAUGGCUUUGAAUUUUUUAAAUUUUAACAAGAAAACUGAAGCAAUGGCUUUUGGUGGCACCACUGGGAACCCCCAACUUUUAGGAUGGAUCUGGGUAAAAAGGGCAGAACCAUAAUUUACAUAUGUAUGAGAGAAAAGAGAUGAGCCUUUCGCCUGAUGAAAAUAUUAUGAGAACAUUUAAAAAAAAAUAAAUUAAUAAUAAUACUGGAAAAAGUCACCUGGGAACCUGUAAGACUGUAUGGUACAAAAGCCUAAAGUAGCUGAGAGUUUCUGUGUAAACUGGACUUUUAGUGUGUCCAAUCUGGUCCUUGUGAUGGUGUUUUUUGUGUGUGUGUAUGAAGGAUCUGUGCAGAGACAUUUACGAUCUUUACGCUGAGUACGAAUAUGAUGAAGAGGAAGAUCGAUGCCCAACGUUUCCAUCGCUGCUUCCCGCCACCAAGCAGCGCGCGCUCAACAUCAACGUGUACCACAUGCCCUAUGUUUUAGCCACUAGAUAUCCAAAAACACGGCUUGGCUGUGUGGCCACAUCCUCGGACCACAGCAGGAAACUGGACCUUUGUGAUGACUACAUUGUCCAGAGGAACGAGUUCUUCUUUGACCGGGACCCCCAACUGUUUCACACCAUCUUCAACUUCUACAGGACCGGGGUUCUGUGGAUUAAAGAUGAGCUGUGUCCAAGGAGCUUCCUGGAGGAGAUAAACUACUGGGGCGUCAGGAUCAAAAAUGCCCAACGCUGCUGCCGGAUCUCCUUCGAAGAGCGACAGGAUGAUCUGAACGAACAGCUGAAGACACAGAGGCUGCUGAUGGAGGAAAUGGUGACUGAGGAGAACGAGGCAUUAUUUCACAGCAUGGCAUACGGGCCAACCAGGAGGAACAUCUGGAAUUUGAUGGAGAAGCCGUUCUCCUCGAUCCCUGCCAAGUUGAUGGCGGUUGCCUCUUCAUUCUUCGUGCUGGUGUCACUGGUCACCAUGACGCUGAGCACUGUGGGGGACAUGCACUACAAGACGGCAUCAGGCCGGCUCAGCGGCAGGUUCUACGGUGAACACCUUGAGACGUUCUGCAUUGGCUUCUUCACACUGGAGUACUUUCUUCGAUUGAUCUCGACUCCUGACCUGAAGCAGUUCGGUCACAGCGUGCUGAACACUGUCGACCUGCUCGCCAUCCUGCCACAUUAUCUACAGAUGAUGCUAGAGUGCUUUGAGGACAAAGAUUUACAGAUGUAUUCAGAGGACAUAGAGACCGUAGGGCGUGUUGGGAAGGUGGGUCAGGUUCUGAAGAUUAUGCGUCUGAUGAGGAGCUUCCGGAUUCUAAAGCUGGCUCGUCACUCCACAGGUCUCAGAGCUUUUGGGUUCACACUCCGACAGUGUUACCAGCAGGUCGGCUGUUUGCUGCUCUUCAUCUCCUUGGGGAUCAUCACCUUUUCGGCCAUGGUGUUCACAGUGGAACACGACGUCCACAACACAAACUUCACAUCCAUUCCGCAGGCGUGGUGGUGGGCGGCGGUGAGUAACACUAAGGUCUUGUUCCCAUUUAGCCUUCAGGAUCCUGUAUCAUUUUCUUCAUGUUUGAUGUUUGGGACUGUGGUCUUGUGUUUCCCGGUGGUCCUUCUCCAGGUCAGCAUCUCCACGGUGGGAUACGGUGACAUGUUUCCAGAAACUAACCUGGGCCGUAUCUUCGCCUUCGCCUGCUUCUCCUUUGGCAUCAUCCUUAAUGGCAUGCCCAUCUCUGUCCUCUACAACAAGUUCUCUGACUACUAUGCCAGGCUCAGGAUCCGUGAGUGCACAGAUGCCACCAAGGUCCGCGGGAAACUUCACUUCGCCAGGCGCACGGUUAAACGGGUCAACAAGUGCUGUGAAGGCAUCAAACUCAGAAGUACCUCUAAGAAAUGAGAAACUUACUAAGACUGUAAAAUGUACACACAGGAUGAGUUUUUUGGCUUCCAUGUAGCGCCACCUUCAGGAUAGACUGCUUUUUCACAGUUUAGAGAGGUUUAUUAUUCACCAUCAUCUUUAUUUUGUAAAAAAUUUUCUGUUUUUCUGUCAGUCUGUAAAAACGGAGCAUCAGAAAAUAUUUAAGAAAAUAUUACAGCAUUUUCCGAGUAGCUUAAUCCCAACC
Thalassophryne amazonica is the source of this 3882-nucleotide messenger RNA. RefSeq names its product potassium voltage-gated channel subfamily V member 2-like. The transcript has 7 exons. The record is from RefSeq and is a predicted model, not a curated record. Gene Ontology annotation, cellular component: voltage-gated potassium channel complex; membrane. Bases 2103 to 3656 code for a protein of 517 amino acids. Lineage: Eukaryota; Metazoa; Chordata; Actinopteri; Batrachoidiformes; Batrachoididae. Gene Ontology annotation, molecular function: voltage-gated potassium channel activity. Gene Ontology annotation, biological process: potassium ion transmembrane transport; protein homooligomerization.